Mesocricetus auratus (golden hamster) is the source of this 5604-nucleotide messenger RNA. It is a transcript of the gene Prokr1, whose product is annotated as prokineticin receptor 1. Gene Ontology annotation, molecular function: neuropeptide Y receptor activity. Lineage: Eukaryota; Metazoa; Chordata; Mammalia; Rodentia; Cricetidae. The coding region runs from base 241 to 1440 and encodes 399 amino acids. The transcript has 3 exons. The record is from RefSeq and is a predicted model, not a curated record. Gene Ontology annotation, cellular component: membrane. Gene Ontology annotation, biological process: neuropeptide signaling pathway.
CCGAGGUAGCAGGAACCUAACUGCCACCGGAGCCUGGAAAGACCCCCCCAAGAAGACAGAGGGGGCUCUUUUCUCUUGCUGCAGAGCUCCCGAGGAGCGUCUGGUCUUCGCCUUGGUCCACAGGUUUAAAAUGGAACUCAGAUACUGUGCCCCUGGGAUACUGGUUAGGAAGAUCUGAUUUGCUGAGGAAGAGCCAAGAGCCUUGGAGACGCUGCUCCAGAAUAGCUCCCAGUGGUGUUCAUGGCCCCACCUGCCUGGAUGGAGACCACCGUGGGGACUCUGGGUGAAAACACCACAGACACUUCUACCAACUUCCUUACUGCGCUUGAGACCCACGGAGUCCAAGCUGCUUCCUUUCCGUUCACUUUUAGCUAUGGUGACUAUGACACACCCUUGGAUGAAGAGGAGGAUGUGACCAAUUCUUGGACUUUCUUUGCUGCCAAGAUUGUCAUUGGCAUGGCUUUGGUGGGUAUCAUGCUGGUGUGUGGCAUCGGCAACUUCAUCUUUAUCACUACCCUGGCCCGCUACAAAAAGCUUCGCAAUCUCACCAACCUGCUUAUUGCCAACCUGGCUAUCUCGGACUUUCUGGUGGCCAUUGUGUGCUGCCCCUUUGAGAUGGACUACUACGUGGUGCGCCAGCUGUCUUGGGAACACGGCCAUGUCCUGUGUGCCUCUGUUAACUACCUGCGCACUGUCUCGCUCUAUGUCUCCACUAAUGCCCUACUGGCCAUUGCCAUUGACAGGUACCUGGCCAUAGUCCACCCGCUGAGACCACGAAUGAAGAGUCAAACAGCUGCGGGCCUGAUCUUCCUGGUGUGGUCCGUGUCCAUCCUCAUCGCCAUCCCGGCCGCCUACUUCACCACGGAGACCGUGCUGGUCAUCGUGGAGAGCCAGGAGAAGAUCUUCUGUGGCCAGAUCUGGCCCGUGGACCAGCAGGUCUACUAUAGGUCGUACUUCCUCUUGGUCUUCGGCCUCGAGUUCGUGGGUCCUGUGCUCGCCAUGACCCUGUGCUAUGCCAGGGUGUCCCGGGAGCUCUGGUUCAAGGCAGUGCCGGGCUUCCAGACCGAGCAGAUCCGCCGGAGGCUGCGCUGCCGCCGCAGGACCGUGCUGGGGCUUGUGUGUGUUCUCUCGGCCUAUGUCCUAUGCUGGGCACCCUUCUAUGGCUUCACCAUCGUGCGUGACUUCUUCCCCUCCGUGUUUGUGAAGGAGAAGCACUACCUCACGGCCUUCUAUGUGGUGGAGUGCAUUGCCAUGAGCAACAGCAUGAUCAACACGCUGUGUUUCGUGUCGGUCAGGAACAACACCAGUAAGUACCUCAAGAGGAUCCUGAGGCUCCAGUGGAGGCCCUCUCCCAGCGGGAGCAAAGCCAGUGCCGACCUGGACCUCAGGACCACGGGGAUGCCUGCCACAGAGGAGGUGGACUGCAUCGGACUGAAAUAAGCCGAAUGGUACCACUGCGCCUGGAUGCUCACAGAAACGAUGAACUCGUUUUUCUGCAGAAGGCAAAGGAAAGAGACGACCACUUAGACACACUAUUCAAGAAACACCGAAGUGUAGAAUUUCUGAGAGGGAUAUCUGUGACACUGUUACCAGGGGUCAGCGUUUGUUGAGUACCUAAGUUUUACAAAGAGUAGACGCCAGUGAAAAUCAUUUACAUGAUAAAAAUGAAGCGGUGAUUAUAGCAAGGAAAUGUAAUGCAGAGUGUCUGGAAGAGAGUUUCCAAACAGAAGGCAGAUCAGGCUGUGUAGGACUCACCUGCGCCACGCGUGGGCCUAGCUCACCCCCAGCAGUACCCUUGGGAUUUCCUUCCUUUCCAGCAUUAGCAAGCCUGGAAGAGUACAGAAGAGGUUCCAAGUCUGCCUGUGGUCCUUCUCUACCCACCCCAGCAUCCAGUUCCCACCGGGAGGGGUCACAGAUGCAUGUGUGGACACUCCAGGACCCAUGGCCAAGUUCUGACCACCACUCCCUAUGGCCACCUCUUAGGCCCAGGGUUCUGCAUUAGACAGUGGGCGGGGAGAUUCUUUGGAGAAUGGAGUUGGGGGAGGAGCCACAUGGACUCUGGGUACCAUUUGCAUAGGGAAUUUGGAGUUCUGAGUCAUAAAGAGAGGGGAAGUCUAGGUUCAUGAGAACAUGGCUCCCUCAUUUCAUGGUGUCCUCACUAGAGGGGGGAAGGAGGUGAAGAGGGAGGGUCAGCAGGGACCCCUGAAAGUCUGUGCAGGUGUGGUGCUGUCCUAUCUCUCAGUUACUACGGCCUGGACCACUUAUGCUUCCCCUGGAGUCCUCAUGCCUCUGUGUUUAUGGAGCAUAGAGCCCUUGAAGGCAAGCAUAGCACCUCACUUUCCCAUUCCUGUCAGCUCUCAAACACAGCUGUUUCAUGAAGCUGCCCACUGGUAAGACUGGGAGAGAGAUUUCUACUGGUGCCAGAAUCUUGGCCUGGUCAUGAUUCUGAGGAUGAAGACUUGCUGCUCUUUUGAAAUGCAGGUGACCUUGGGGGAAAUCACCACAUCUCUGUUCUUCAGUGAGAACGGAGACUUGCAUGUCAGUGGCACAGCCUGGAUAGCCAGAAAAAGAGAUUGGUCCAACAGGGAGCUCUCAUGACCCCACAGACUUAAGGAAGUUUCACCCAUCUAGUAACUUGCCCCCUUAGCUUGGCAUUUAGACUUCUGUACUGAGAAGAUCUGAGGUCCAGCUUUGACUGUGUUGUCGACACCAACCUGAGAUAAGCAUUCUGAAGACAAAGGGAAUACUUAAGAAACGUUCCAGAAUUGUCAUGAGAGCAACCAAAUAAUACAUGGAAGAUUUGCUUCUCACCAUUUGAAUAGAAAAUAACAACUGCCACCACCACCACCACCGCCACUGCCACCACUGCAGAAGCAGUCAACUCAGCAGUUGCGGGUGCCUGGACAAAGGAAAGCUUGUACAUGUACCUUGCUUACAGAUCCAUUGGCCUCACUAGCAUCCCCCCCCCAUGUUCUUCAUGUGCAUUAUUUUCUUAUGCUUCCGCAUAGUGUAUUGCACCAGCAUAGCACACUGAUGCAAACAAGACCAUGAACUUUCAAGGCAGAUACAUAAAGGAAGUGGUACACGGUCUCCAGUCAGGAGAUAAGCACAAGGUUUAUAAACUCCAGAUCAGAGCAUCCUUCUUGUCUGCCUUCCCACACCUGCUCCCAGAAUCAGAUCAUCCUCAUAGACCAUCAUCCCACACAUGUUCCCAGUCAGCAUGAACAAUGCCUCUCAGCCUGCUUUGUUCUCAUAAGCUCUCUUUCCUCAGAUUUCAUUAUAGGGCAAGGCGUCAAUAAUCCUGGGCGAUACCCAUGUGUGGUUUCUCUCCAAAUACAGGCAAGUCUAUUUUUGACCGCAAAGUUUUUUUUAAUUGUCCAUGCCCCCCAGAAAACACAUUUCAAAGACCCAUUUAUUUAUUUUCAUUCAGUACCCAACAGAUUUAACCUAAUAACAGAAUUCUCCCAGAGGAUAAAAAUUCAUUAAAGUACAAACCUAAACCAAACAAGAGGGGGAGGAAACCCUAUUUUUCAAUUGAAACUUUAUUACAAAAAAUACAAAAAAAAGAAAACUAUAUACCAAAAUUAGUCAGAUCCAAAAACUGUUAUUUUUUUAGAAUGAAACCACAGAUCACAAUGACUAAAUUAAUUUGGGGAUUUAGAAAACCUUAGACGGCAUAAUUUACUGGGAUUAUGUUUGCUGUUCCUACUACUAAGGGUAGACAAAAUUUGACUCUGUUACAUAGUUAUUUUUAAUUAUAACACAUGGACUUUCCUGCCUUUCAGCCUAAAAUGUAUUAACAUUUCAUUUCUAUCUGCAGUACUUCUAGAUAUUAAUGUUUGCCUGUGAUUUUAUGAUGAAUGGUUGUUAUACAAUGGAAUACCAAUAGAUGUACACAUGUGAUCACUGACUGCACUGAGCCUGUCACUUCUCCCCACCCUCCCAUCCUUUUCCAAGUUCUAGUGUGAUGAUCUUCGAGGUAACAUGGAGUAGAUUCCAUGAUCGUGGGGACUGUGGGAACAGUGCUCUCUCACGCUGCUCUCAGCUUCCCAUCUCCAUCAUGAGCCAUGGCCGAUUGAUGUGCCUUCUUCCUUGAGUCUGGGCUGAUGGAGCCAAGAAUGAUUUCCAGCACCUGAGUACUAAGAUUUGAUGCCUGUGGGCCCACUUUAUGCCAACUCUAGGAGCAAGCCCAGGAGGAGGCCCUGUGUCCACAUGUGCAGGGAGAAUGAGGGAGAGACUGAAGAUUUGGUGCUGCAUGCAGAUUCCCUGCACUAACAGCUCAGAAAAUGGGCUUCUCAAAAGCAAAAUCAGCCAAGCAAGCAAACAAACAAAAAAGCAAAUAGUGGUAAGCCCAUGACAGAUAUUUCUUUUGUGUUCUCUAGUGUUCAAAGAGACAUGCAGAUAUCCUAUGCAGAAGGGUAUAGAUGUGAUUUUGAAAAAUCACACCAUUUCCAUGACUAAGAGAAGAAAUAAAACAUGAAUUCUUAAAUCAAAGACAUGAAAACAGGUGAUGUGGUGGGUACCACAGUGUGCUCUGCAGGGUGAAGUAAGAUCCAUGUUCACUCUGGACAAAGAUCCUGGAGCAUUUGUGAGAUGAGCCAAUUUCAAAUCUGACUCCUGUUCUUGAAAAACACCACCCUUUGGAGUCUGGCUGCAGAGAAGAGUCAGGUUCUCCUUCCUAGAGUGUGAGAAUGACACGUUCAAAACUUGGAUUCUACAGUAGUAGAAACUGAAGUGCAGCAGACGGGUGAAUUGGGGGAGGCAGGGCAUGAGGAGGAUGGACAGGAUAGAGUUCAGUGUCGAACAGUUGGACACUGUUCCUGAAACUGAGCCGAGCAUUCUUCUAUCACAGAAUUCCUUGGUGCAGGGUGUAUAACAUCUUAGAGUGGUGGGAUUCCGUCCAAAUAUCCUUGAGAUGUCUAUUCAACCUGCCUGGCCUUCUCUGGAGACCCUUAAGGAGUUUAGCAGAGACAUUCUUGGCUCCUCUGCAAGCCAAGUUUUAGCUCAUUCAACCCUCUGGACCUUACAGCCAGCCACAGUGGCUCCAAGGCUCAGGGAGAAUAGCUCAGAACUGUUCCUGAUGGCUCUAUUUACCUAGCCUACCCUGAGCCCUCUAGGAAUGCAGCAGAACAGAACUUGGCUUCCCUUCCCUAAGAUGCAGAAUGAGCAGGAUGCUAUGCUUGCCUGAAUGUCCACACAGCCAGGAUGCUGGAGUUUAGAGACUGCACAGAGCCAGCUUAUGUCCUUCCAUGGAAGGUCAAGACUGAUAUGUUUGUGAAUGAGGCAGGAUUUGAACUUGAGGAUUGAACCACAGAGAAACAAAAGAGAACACUAUGUCACAGGCCCAGAAACAUUUUCCUGCUCCCUAUGAGCAAAGGUUUUCCCCACAGCAUUGAAAUUGUGGUUCCUGUGAGGAAAAAUUUAAAACCUGAAAAACAUGUAAAUAUAGUUUAGGUCUAUCACAUACUCCCUUUUCCCCCAUGCUGCUUUCAAAGGCUCGAGUGAGAACCACUUCAGAAUAUAUGCAGGAGACUCCUUUGUUUUUGGAGUUUGUGUGACAAUUUAAAUUAUGAAUUGAUUGUAUUAAUAAACACUGAGAAGACA